ACGAUAUACAGAGCGGUAGAUGUUCUCUCCAAGAUAGCGGCGCAUCGACAACGUCGGCCCUACGUACCAUGGUCACCGGACCACCUAUAUCUCAUGUGAGUGGUCGGACACUCUGCCUUUAUUCUACCAGCAACAACUGCACUACCCAUACCCUGCAUGCGAUAAAAGCCCAUCGUCAUCGCAUUUUUCAUCAUCAUCGCACUCUUACUGUAUUGAUCUUCCAACAUCGUCCAACAUGGUUCUUCCAUCUCAUCCAUCGCCGCCACUCCCACCCGCCCUGGCAUUACCCGGGCCUUCCACCACACCUGCCGAGAUAACACAGUCCAUUCGCACUGCAUGCGCCAGCUCUUCCAGGUCUGCUUCAUCGCGCAAUACCAAGACUGAAGGCUCAGGACCAAGACCACGGGAAAAGAAGCAUGCCUGCUGGAUGUGCGAGAAAUCUUUUGAUAGGCCCUCCACAUUGAGAAAGCAUUUGCUCGUACACACAGGAGAAAAAGCAUUUGUGUGUGACACAUGUGGCCGUCGUUUUGGCGUUGCAUCCAAUCUUAACCGUCACGUUAAGCGGUGCAUUCUUAAGCCCGUAAACACUGCGAAUCGCACAAACCAGAUGACAUCCAGUGACUCUGCUGGGACGUCACAAGAAGCCACAUCCGUCCCGCCGGCAGAGGCUUCCGCUGUCUCACUGGCAGGCGCUGCCACAUCAUCUGAUUCUGAUUCGCGACCGAACAAGCGUGCUCGCGAUGAAUCGACUACGUCACCAUCAGAACAGCCCAAGGCAUCCGCAAAGAGGCGACGUCGCGCUCCGUCCCCGUCGCAAUGGAUACCGACAUCCCUUCUUCCAUUCAACCUUUUCCCCGUGGAGUCUACAACAGCGACAACUGUCCCCCUCCCACCUGUUACGGCAGUCAAAGACGAGGUAUCCAAUGAAUGGGUUGAGGAGCGCGACUCAUGGGACGAGAGUGUUGGCCUCACGCCAUAUCACCCUUGUGGGUGGAAAGGCACCCUCCCGGGCCCGGCCGUAGGGUUCGGCGGCAAAGAUGUAGGGAAUGUCGGCCUCGUGAAUGGAGGAACGUACGUUAUGGGAAGGCUUGUCAUGGUCUAAUCAUGUUGUCAUCUGCCGUGUUUUUCCCUGGAUUCUUGACUUUCUGCUCACGCUGAUAAAGCUGAGGGCCUGUUUCUUGUCAUUCUUGUCGGCUUAUUUGGACUUCAUUGGUUUUAGUUCCGCCCCAGCAUUUAUUCCUGACACAUCACCUACCGGCCAGCUCUACGUCUGGCCUCAUCACUAUUUGCUCGUUUUUUUUGGUCCGUUAGGGGUUUUGAAGUGCUGGUCAUCAGAUUGUUAUCUUCGUGCAUUAAACUACUAUUGUCCCGAGUACGUACUGUAACGUUAGCUUGUUAUGAGAUUUGCCUGUAUCGAGUAUUAUCCUGACG
Molecule: messenger RNA, 1431 nt
Organism: Suillus clintonianus
Lineage: Eukaryota; Fungi; Basidiomycota; Agaricomycetes; Boletales; Suillaceae
Exons: 4
Coding region: 236-1102 (288 amino acids)
Cellular component (GO): nucleus
Source: RefSeq, a predicted model, not a curated record